CUCCUCCUCUAGGACCGCAGCAGCGCCCGGAGGAGAAGCCCGUGUGAGUAAGCACAUGAUGGUAGAGCACUAGCCCUGCAGUAGCCUGACACUCCGAUACCGCUCACCCCCCCCCCAGCUGAGGGCGAGAGGGGAUUCCUGUAACCCACCCCGGCUAUGGAUCCACAAGCAAACGAUCGGGCACAGUUGCCCAGAAAUAUGAUUGAAAACAGCAUGUUUGAAGAAGAACCUGAUGUUGUUGAUUUGGCCAAAGAGUCCAACCUAAAUCCUUUAGAAUCUGAUGACGUUGAAUAUGAACCAAGGAGCUCGCGGUUAUUGGUUCGGGGCUUGGGAGAACAUGAUCUGGAUGAGGACGAAGAGGAUUAUGAAUCCUCUGCAAAACUGUUGGGCAUGUCAUUCAUGAACAGAAGUUCAGGUCUCCGCAACAGUGGCUCAAACUUCAGACACACUCAAGAAGGACUGUGUCCGGUACCUUCUGCAAGGACAGUUAUUGUAUGUGGGGUGGUGGUCGUGAUUGCAAUUAGUAUUGUCACAGUGGUUUAUCUUCUUCCGAAGUGUACCUUCACCAAAGAAGGAUGCCAUGUAAAAAACCAUUCGAUGGAGCUAAUAUAUCCCAUAGCUUCUAACGGAAAAGUUUUCCCGUGGGCAAAAAACAGACUUCCACAUAGCGUCUUACCACUGCAAUACAAUAUCACUUUACAUCCUAAUAUGUCAACUAUGGCAUUUACUGGUUUAGUCCAAAUUAAGCUAAAUGUCACUGAAAACACAAAGAAUAUAAUACUCCACAGCUCAGGUCUUCAUAUCACCAAGGCAAGUGUCUUAUUAGAAGGGAAAUCACUGGAGAAGGUGGAAGUUCUAGAAUAUCCAGCGUUUGAGGAGAUAGCCGUUAUUUUGCCUGAACCGAUCAUCAAGGGAAAAGAGUGCAUUCUUUCCCUGGGCUAUAGUGCUAAUUUUUCAAGCUCCUACUAUGGAUUUUACAAAGUCUCUUACAUGGAUGGAAACAGUUCAAGGUGGCUUGCAGCUACCCAGUUUGAACCCCUUGCGGCAAGAAAAGCGUUUCCAUGUUUUGAUGAACCAGCGUUUAAAUCCACAUUCCUUAUCAGGAUCAAAAGAAACGAAGAGCACAUUUCUCUUUCGAAUAUGCCAAAGAUAGAAACAACCACUGUAGCAGAUGGUGUCCUCCAGGAUGAAUUUUCUACAAGCGUGGCUAUGAGUACCUAUCUGGUUGCUUUCAUCGUAGCAGACAUGAAGAACGUUUCAAAAGAAACAAACGAUACGAUGGUGUCUGUCUAUGCCAUACCGCAGAAAAUGGAUCAAGUCCAAUAUGCCCUGGAGUCAGCUGUGAAGCUCUUGGACUUUUAUACAAAAUACUUUGAAAUUAAAUAUCCACUCAAGAAAUUAGAUUUGGUUGCUAUUCCCGACAUCCAAGCAGGAGCAAUGGAAAACUGGGGGCUUAUUACAUUUCGCGAGACCACCCUUCUCUACGGUGAGAACAUCUCUUCUGUUAUGGAUAAACAAGAAGUCACCAUGGUGAUUGCACAUGAAUUGGCACAUCAGUGGUUUGGAAAUCUGGUGACCAUGGAGUGGUGGAAUGAUGUUUGGCUGAAUGAAGGCUUCGCAACCUACAUGCAGUAUUUUUCAUUGCAAUCUGCGUUCCCAGAUCUAAAUGCUGAUGAUGGCUUCUUGAAGCAACGUUUUAAGGCAUUGGAAAAAGAUGCAUUAAUCACAUCUCAUCCUAUAUCAACGGAUGUGCAGUCCCCACAGCACAUUGAGGAAAUGUUUGAUGAUCUGUCAUAUAUUAAGGGUGCUGCGAUUUUAUUGAUGUUGAAGAAUUAUCUCUCUGAAGAUAUUUUCCAUUUUUGCAUAAAACAGUAUUUGAAUAAUUAUGAAUACAGAUCGGCGACAAGUGAUGGUCUGUGGGAAAGUAUGAAUUUGAUCACCCAGUCAAAUCCAGAUAUGAAGAACUUGAUGAAGUCUUGGACCCAUCAGGCUGGCUAUCCUCUAGUAACAGCGAUAAAGAAAGGGAAAGAGAUACAUCUCAGCCAGGAACGAUUCCUACGAACUAAUAACCCAACAGAAAACUCCAGCACUGUGUGGCACGUUCCUCUUUCCUAUAUCACCAGUGACACCAGUGAAACUGCUUUUAAAAACGUCUACCUGCUAAACGACGUAAAGGACAAAAUUAAUCUCACCAGUGAAAACUCAUGGGUAAAGUUCAACGUUCGGAUGACUGGAUUCUAUUUAGUUGACUAUGGUGAUGAGGGCUGGAAUGGUCUCAUUGGACAGCUCAACUCCGAUCACACAGUUCUACAUUCCGACGACCGAGCCAAUCUGAUCCAUGAUAUAUUUGUGCUUGGGGGGGUGGGCAGAGUUCCUCUGACAAAAGCCUUUGACUUACUUUCAUACAUUGUGAAUGAAACCAAUGUUGCCCCCAUCAGACAAGUGAUACACCAACUCAGCCACAUCCAUGGUAUCCUAGAUAAGCGCGGUGAGACACUUUUGGCUGGAAGAGUGAUGCAUAAUACUUUGGAUUUACUAAAGAACCAGAUUAAAAACCAAAGUUGGACUGACGAAGGAACUCUGUCUGAACGAGAGCUACGAUCCACACUUCUGGAUUUUGCAUGCUCUUAUGAUUUUACGGACUGCACAUCUAAAGCCGCUGAGUGGUUUGACAAAUGGAAGAACAAUGGAACACAACUUCCCACGGAUGUUAUGAAGGUUGUGUAUAAGGUCGGAGCUAAAACUGAAGAAGGAUGGGGGUAUCUCUUUGAAGUCUAUGCUUCGUCCAUGUUUGAAACCGAAAAGCUCAAAAUAUUGGAAGCACUUGCAAGUACAGAUAAUGCCAGAAAACUACUUUGGCUGAUGCAAGAGAGUCUUCGUGGAAACCUCAUAAGGUCCCAGGAUCUGCACAGAAUUAUUACUUUUAUCAGUAGACAUGUACCCGGUUAUUUGGUGGCCUGGGACUUUGUGAAACAAAACUGGGAUGAAAUCAAUCAAAAAUUCCAGCCUGGAUCAUACAUUAUACAAACUGUUGUUACCAAGACAACUUAUCAGUUUUCCACAGAAACUUAUCUAAAUGAGGUGAUUUCUUUCUUCAACUCAACAAGUGGCAAGAGCAGAGACAUGUGGUGCGUUAAGGAGGCUAUUGAGACGAUCAAGAUGAACAUCCAGUGGAUCAAGCAGAACCUGGACAGCAUUAAAAAUUGGUUGUAGCGUUCACCAAGUGGCUCAGAAGGUUUUUCUUUUAUUUCCACAAGUGAAGAUUAACAAGGAAUCUGCAACAUGGUUUGCACUACUAGGAAGUUAUCGAUGGCUCAGGGCAAAAAGUAAAAUCCCUUUCCUUUCCUCUUUUGCGUGAGUGGAGAGAAUGUAUUUAUUGUGGCGUACUGAACCCAAUGGUAUGGCUGUCCGACUCGAGCUAAACCGAUUACUCAGAGACCAUUGCGUUUCAUUUACAAGGCUAAAAAGAUGGUUUCUGGGCAGGUGCCGUCGAAAGUCAAUACUAUCUUCAAUUAUUUGUAUAUAAUGAUUGCAACCCUAUUGGUUACGAGUAAAUAUUAGUUGUUUGGCAUUUUGGGGAAGGAUUAAAAGGGAUGGGAAAAAGGAGGGCUAUUGAUAGCACAGAUUUUUAGUUUUUCAGGCUUGUUUGCUGGUUUCUUGGUUGUGGCUUAAGCUAAUGACAUACAUUGAUUAUUACACCUUUUUAUGGGAACAUGUUUUCGUAUCCUGCAAUACCCUAUGAAUAGCACUGUGUUUUCUAAUGGAGUAGAGAUGGUAAGAGGCAGCUGCCUCGUUUAACCUAGAACAGAGACCCAGAUUCCUACUGAAACACUUUUGUGUGUGUUAAUUCCUACUUGCACUUGAAUCGGUUUCUAUAGUUCUAUCUCUGCUCCAGAAAGUUUUCUGAACAUUUAAAGAAAGAAAAUAAAAUAUGAAUCCGUUCAGUUUUUAUAGUGUUUUUUGCUUUUGUUUUUUUGAGAAACGACAAUUUUCUUGGGGGUAAUAGCACUGUUAACUUUUUAUGCGGACUUGAUACUAUGCUUGAACACUUUGUGUAAAAAAAUAAAUAAAAAUAUUAAUAUAAUUUUUUUUCUUUGUAUAAAACAUUAAGUAUGAUUGGGUUUUUUCUGCAUUUUCAGAAGCAGGAGUAAGCAUUCAGACGUGAGCACAAGUAUCUUUCUAAUAAGUGACAUUCUAGAACUGGUUACAAGCUUGUUUGUUUAUCAAGAAUUAAUGAGAAAAAGUCAAAAUAAAUAGAUACAAUCCCCACA
This is a messenger RNA of Spea bombifrons (plains spadefoot toad), 4271 nucleotides long. RefSeq names its product leucyl and cystinyl aminopeptidase (gene LNPEP). The record is from RefSeq and is a predicted model, not a curated record. Lineage: Eukaryota; Metazoa; Chordata; Amphibia; Anura; Pelobatidae. The coding region runs from base 157 to 3213 and encodes 1018 amino acids. Gene Ontology annotation, biological process: proteolysis; peptide catabolic process. Gene Ontology annotation, molecular function: peptide binding; metalloaminopeptidase activity; zinc ion binding. Gene Ontology annotation, cellular component: cytoplasm. The transcript is spliced from 19 exons.